UGUUGUAGCUGGGGCUACAACCCAUGCGAGGUCCUUAUAUGCGACCGUACCGUGACAGGAGCUUUCGUCGCUGGAGCUUCGGGUGAACGGGGCAGGCGCAGGCGAACAUCACGCGAUUCUUUGUGCUUCCAUAAUAAGCGACAUGUGUUAUUGAGCAUUUUCGCACAUAUCCGAGCCACCCCAGGCUAAUCCAAACCAAAACCUGCACUUGCCAUCUACUGCCGCUUCAAACCACAGUCCUCCAACUUCCGCAGGACAUCCUCUCGCUAGCCACGCACAGGCGCCGAGGACCCCCGAAGAUAGGCAGCACCCACCUCACCGCAUAUCUGGGCGAUACUAGCGACAAUCCUCCUACUGGCCCAGCGCUAUUUCCGCUGCGCUAAACCCGAAGCACUCUUACAAUGCCCGCCGGCGAUAACAACUCCCUCAGCAGCCUUCUCGUUCGGUGGAAGCAGCAUGUGGACCAUCAUGUGAACACCACCCUCAGCGACCUUUUCGGCAUUCCCUCGGUUGUUUCCAAGAGCUACGCCGCUGGGGACAAUGGAGUCGCCGCUUCCGCUCCGUCCGGAGGCUCCACGCCGGCUGCCUCCGCGCCUGGCCCGGCCCGGGAUUCCGACGCUGGCGAGCCCACCCAAUAUCAUUUCCUGGAAGGGCUUCUGAUGCGCCAGUGGUAUCACUGGGCUGUUCUCUCGCCCUAUUCGCCUUUCAACCUGCAACACCUGCCCCCGCCCAUCCCUAACGACCUGUCCGCCGACGCAGCCAGCCCGAACGGGUUCGCCGACGCCUUUGAGGAUCUACUUCGCGCCAGCUCCGGCCAGAGCCUUGCCGACCACCAAGAGCGCCAACGCCGCGCUACGGAUCCGGAGCGCCGCAGGUUCGACCGGCGCGUGCUUUGGCUGGCAGACCUUCGUCAUGGCAAUCUUCUCGCCAGCUACUACCCCGCCGGCAGCGACGACAGCAAAAUACUCGGCCCACUCAUGGCCGGCAGUUCGCCCACCGCCUGGCUGGCGUCGCUGCGCAGGCGGGGUCUGUAUGACUCUGUCUUCCCGUCCGACUCUGACAUCCGCCUGAGCCCGUCGCGCCACAUGCGCAUCGGCAGCCUGGCCGUGCUGCCACCCCGUGACCCCUGGAACUUUUACUGGCAGGAUGUCGCCGACUGGGGCUUCAGGGGCUGGGGCAAUGCGGGCCUACGUCUCGGCUUUGAUAGCGGAUGGCUCGGACUGCCCGAACCAGGAGAGCCUGCGCAACCAGCUUCACGCUGGCCCGAAACGGAAGAGGCACUGUUCGACGGCACGCGCAGGCGGCCACAAGAGCAACCUGAUGCCCGUGAGCCAGGCACCCACACGACGACCGAAACCAUCGCCGGACCGAACGGGACGACCACCAUUAUUACGCGCAACGAAGAGGUCGACAAAGACGGCAACGUUCGCCACACCAGGAUCGUUUCCAAGACGGUCGACGCUGAUGGAAACGAGAUAGCGAGACAGACCGAAUCGAGAUAUCAGGCCAGCUUUGGCGGCAAAUGGUCCUGGGACAGCAGCAAGACGGAGGACGGUGGGAAGCAGGACGGCGAUGGGACCAAGAAAGACUCUUGGUUCUGGAAGUCUGAUCGUUGAGGGUUUGUUGCGUUGCUGGCCAGCGAAGACAGACUGCGAGGUAUCCACUUGUAGUUUCUCUUUCUUCCCAUUUGUUCGUGCUCUUAUCUUAUUUUUUCUACGCUGUCGAAACUUUAGGUGCUUGACUGGUUUUUCUUUAUAUCCGAUGGUUUUGGGCUGGGACGGAAAACAGGACAGGACAGGGCAAGACGACAAAAUGUGGUGUGGGCUCGCGCAGAAAAUGGAUUUGAUGGCACCAAUUCAGAUUGGAUACCGUGUGCAACCAAGGUGGCAGGACAUGGAAAGUCGGGUUGGAUAGGAACGGCUGAAUGAUAACGAUCCGAGAGACUUCCGUUUUGCCACAAAUUUGCGCAGGGCCGCAGGUA
Molecule: messenger RNA, 1981 nt
Organism: Gaeumannomyces tritici R3-111a-1
Lineage: Eukaryota; Fungi; Ascomycota; Sordariomycetes; Magnaporthales; Magnaporthaceae
Exons: 1
Coding region: 402-1616 (404 amino acids)
Source: RefSeq, a predicted model, not a curated record